Messenger RNA from Acomys russatus (golden spiny mouse), 2054 nucleotides. It is a transcript of the gene Eogt, whose product is annotated as EGF domain specific O-linked N-acetylglucosamine transferase. Gene Ontology annotation, cellular component: endoplasmic reticulum lumen. Bases 275 to 1858 code for a protein of 527 amino acids. The record is from RefSeq and is a predicted model, not a curated record. NCBI's taxonomy places the organism in Eukaryota, Metazoa, Chordata, Mammalia, Rodentia, Muridae. The transcript has 17 exons. Gene Ontology annotation, molecular function: protein N-acetylglucosaminyltransferase activity.
UUUAGGCCUGUGGAAAUCCAACCAAGCUAUACACGAGCGCGCUCUGGCCGGUUUGUGCAAAAGGACGCAGUAGCCUAACUUACUAAAGCUUCCAUCCCUAUCAAGUCUUGAGAGAGGACUCAACUCCAGGAAGGCUUUCUGCCAGGCCCCGAGGUUGUACUUUCAUACACCACAGCCACCAGCACCCAGCGUUUGCAAGUGGGUUUUGUGCAAAAGGACAAAACACCAACAGCUUCCAGGUGAUUCCGAGGACUAAAGAGGUCUGCAGGUUGCUAUGUUAAUGCUGCUUGUCUUUGGAGCAUUGCUUCAUGAGGUCCCACUGAGUGGCCAAGAUGAGGCUCGUCGCGAGGUGGACAGUGCACCAGGCAGAGCCCUGUAUAACUACUCCAGCCUCCGCCUCCCAGAGACGCACAUUCCCUUCUUCUUGCAGAACAACAGGCAUGUUGCCUCUGUGUGCCGGGAGGAUUCCUAUUGUCCGUAUAAGAAACACCUAGGAAAUCUACACUACUGCUGGGGUUAUGAGAAAUCCUGCAAACCAGAGUUCAGAUUUGGCUACCCUGUUUGCAGCUAUGUCGAUCUGGGAUGGACAGACACUCUGGAGUCUGCUGAGGACAUGUUCUGGAAGCAAGCUGACUUUGGUUAUGCCCGAGAGCGGCUGGAGGAGAUGCGUGUGCUCUGCCAGCCAGAGAGAGCAAGCGACUCAAGUUUGGUUUGCUCUCGUUACCUUCAGUAUUGUAGAGCUACCGGUCUAUACCUGGACUUAAGGAACAUCAAGAGAAACCAGGACAGAUUCAAGGAAGAUUUUCUUCAGGGUGGGGAAGUUGGAGGACGCUGUAAGCUUGACAGGCAUGCCCUGAUGUCUGAAGGUCAGCGCAAAAGCCCUCUGCAGUCUUGGUUUGCCGAGCUACAAGGCUACACUCAGCUCAAUUUCAGGCCCAUAGAAGAUGCUAAAUGUGACAUCGUUGUUGAAAAACCAACGUAUUUCAUGAAAUUAGAUGCAGGUGUUAACAUGUACCACCACUUCUGCGAUUUCCUGAAUCUCUACAUCACUCAGCAUGUUAACAACUCUUUCAGCACAGAUGUGUACGUCGUGAUGUGGGACACCAGCUCUUAUGGAUAUGGUGACCUGUUCUCCGAUACCUGGAAAGCAUUUACUGAUUAUGAUGUCAUACAUUUGAAAACCUAUGAUUCCAAAAAGGUGUGCUUUAAAGAAGCUGUGUUUUCCUUGCUGCCUCGCAUGCGGUACGGACUGUUCUAUAACACGCCUCUGAUCUCUGGCUGUCAGAAUACCGGGUUAUUCAGGGCCUUCUCCCAGCAUGUGCUGCAUAGGCUGAACAUCACUCAACAGGGACCCAAGGAUGGGAAAGUUCGAGUUACCAUUCUUGCACGCAGCACAGAAUACCGGAAAAUACUGAACCAAAAUGAGCUGGUAAACGCACUGAAAACAGUGUCCACAUUUGAAGUCCGGGUGGUGGAUUACAAGUACAGGGAACUCGGGUUUUUAGAUCAGCUAAGGAUCACACACAACACGGACAUAUUUAUUGGCAUCCACGGAGCUGGCCUGACCCAUUUGCUGUUCCUUCCAGACUGGGCUGCUGUGUUCGAGCUGUACAACUGUGAAGAUGAGCGUUGUUACUUAGACCUGGCCAGGCUCAGAGGCAUCCACUACAUCACCUGGCGGAAGGCCAGCAAAGUGUUUCCUCAAGAUAAGGGGCACCAUCCGACUCUGGGGGAACACCCGAAGUUUACCAACUACUCCUUCGAUGUGGAAGAAUUCAUGCACCUUGUCCUUCAGGCUGCAGAGCAUGUACUGCAACACCCACAGUGGCCACUUAAGAAGAGACAUGAUGAACUGUAGGAAUGUUGUUUACAAGAGGGUGUUAAGCACUUUCACAUCCGGACGCACACCCAGAGGAGCAAAACAACCCGUCAUACCCUACUACUGUAAGAAGAAACAAGACUUUUUACUUUUGAAUAUAGCUCAGGCUGGCCUUGAACUCGUGGUCCUCUUGCCUCAGCCUCAUGAGUGCUCAGAUGACAGGUAUGCACCACCA